CGUGAAUGCUAACUCAUUCACUCCCACUCUCUCUCCAGAAUCUUCUUCGAUCGCUACAAAGAAAGAACAAAGAUAAUUGCUCACUUUCUCAUUCGAGCUGAGAAAAGGAAAAGAAAAUCCGGGGAUAUUGAAUCUUAUUCGGCAAAAAGGACUGAACAAAUUGCGUGUUCUGGAGAUUUGGCGAAGGAUUCUUUCAUAAGCCUAUUUUUUGAAGAAGUCGCUAAGGAUUUGAAUAAUGGUGGAAUUGGAGGAGCAGAGGAGGCCACCUUCAGAUAGAGAUGGCGAUGAUGAUAUUAUCACAGAAGGAGCCUCAGUUGUGCAUGGAGAACCUCCCCAAGAUGAAACAGGCCCUCCUAAAGUAGAUUCGGAAGUUGAAGUUCUCCAUGAGAAAGUUAAGAAGCAAAUCAUGAAGGAAGGCCAUGGUCAGAAGCCAUCAAAAUAUUCGACUUGCUUCUUGCAUUACAGGGCAUGGACAGAGAGCACCCAACACAAGUUCGAAGAUACAUGGCAUGAACAACAACCCCUUGAGCUUGUACUGGGGAAAGAGAAAAAAGAAAUGACCGGGUUGGCCAUUGGCAUUUCUAGCAUGAAAUCUGGUGAACGCGCAUUACUACAUGUUGGUUGGGAACUAGGCUAUGGAAAAGAAGGAAGUUUUUCUUUUCCAAAUGUUCCUCCAAUGGCAGAUAUUGUGUACGAAGUUGAACUGAUUGGUUUUGACGAGACUAAGGAAGGAAAAGCUUGCAGUGACAUGACAGUAGAGGAGAGAAUCGGUGCAGCAGAUAGAAGAAAGAUGGAUGGGAAUGCAUUAUUCAAGGAGGAAAAAUUGGAGGAGGCAAUGCAACAGUAUGAAAUGGCCAUAGCGUAUAUGGGAGAUGACUUCAUGUUCCAGUUGUUUGGGAAGUACCGAGAUAUGGCUUUGUCAGUAAAAAAUCCUUGUCACCUCAACAUGGCAGCAUGCCUGAUAAAGCUCAAGCGCUAUGAUGAAGCGAUUGCACAUUGUGGUAUUGUUUUGGUGGAGGAUGAACACAAUGUCAAAGCACUGUUUAGACGUGGCAAAGCUAGAGCAGAACUCGGGCAGACAGAUGCUGCUCGUGAAGAUUUCUUGAAGGCGCGCAAGUAUGCCCCACAAGACAAAGCAAUAGCGAAAGAGUUGCGUCUCCUAGCAGAACAUGAAAAGGCUGUAUAUCAGAAGCAGAAGGAGCUCUACAAAGGAUUAUUUGGAGCAAGGCCUGAUCCGAAACCAAAGCCUAAAAAUUGGUUGAUUUUAAUUUGGCAAUGGUUGUUGUCAUUAUUUUAUCGCCUUUUCAAGGGACAGAGGCAGAAGGCUGAUUGAUGUUACUCAAGUUGAGAGAUCCACUUGUGAAGUGCACAUUACUUGCAACUCAUCAUCCAACUCCUUAAUAUUAGAACUUCUCCAAUAAUAUUUUUGUCUUACUCAUCAACCAUCUUGAAUUAUACUUUAUAUGGCAAUUGAAGGUUUUGGAGAUGAAGUUUCAGCUGGCUUUAUGUGGCUACAGAUGUCCGAAGAUCUGAUUCAAGUUCUGAGUCCACAAAUUAUUUCUGAUUGGCAUUCCAAUUUUUUCUUCCUAUCAUAUUUGUUGAAACCGGAUUACAGUUCUAGGUCCCAGUUGAGAUAUGCCUAAAUUGUCGAAGAAUGCGUUGUUUUGGAAACCUCUGCUAACAAGGCAACUUGAAGCCAAAUUGUUGACCAGAUGACUGCAGACGGCGGUCUCUUCUAGCAAGGCAACUUGAAGCCAAAUUGUUGACCAGACGACUGCAGACAGCGUUCUCUUCUAGCAAGGCAACUUAAAGCCAAUUUGUUGGGCAGACACUGCAGAUGGCGAUCUAUGCCUGUGAAAUCUGGCUUUAGGGAUGCUGAGGAGAGAACAAGAUUUAGCUUCUAGGUUAUGUAACUUUAUGGUCUCCAAGAACUUCAUUGUCCAACAUUUUUUCAUUGUUCUGUUCAUUUUUCACACACCAAGAAACAAAAAGAAACAUAUUCCGGAAGUUUAUACUUACAUUGAUCAAUAAACUAUUCAGAAUA
Sesamum indicum (sesame) is the source of this 2044-nucleotide messenger RNA. RefSeq names its product FKBP-type peptidyl-prolyl cis-trans isomerase family protein (gene TWD1). NCBI's taxonomy places the organism in Eukaryota, Viridiplantae, Streptophyta, Magnoliopsida, Lamiales, Pedaliaceae. Gene Ontology annotation, molecular function: protein binding; peptidyl-prolyl cis-trans isomerase activity. The record is from RefSeq and is a predicted model, not a curated record.